Messenger RNA from Pteropus alecto (black flying fox), 2976 nucleotides. It is a transcript of the gene ZNF365, whose product is annotated as zinc finger protein 365. Bases 153 to 1535 code for a protein of 460 amino acids. The record is from RefSeq and is a predicted model, not a curated record. Lineage: Eukaryota; Metazoa; Chordata; Mammalia; Chiroptera; Pteropodidae. Gene Ontology annotation, biological process: telomere maintenance; regulation of double-strand break repair via homologous recombination; regulation of neuron projection development. Gene Ontology annotation, cellular component: centriolar satellite. The transcript is spliced from 5 exons.
CCGGGGUGCGCGCGGGUGGGAGCGGGCCCGACUCAGCCUGAUUUACGGCUCUGCUGAAAACCGCUCUGCUCCCGCAGCAGUAGCACCGGCCGCGGCGGCAGCAGCAGCAGCAGCGCCUACAGCUGCAGCAACAAGUCGGGACUUUUAGAGUAAUGCAACAGAAGGCUUUUGAGGAAAGCAGAUACCCCUGGCAGGAGUCCUUUGAGAAUGUUGCUGUGUGCCUGCCAUUCCGCUGCCCGAGGUGUGGAGACCAUACCAGAUUUAGAAGCCUGUCGUCGUUGAGGGCCCAUCUGGAAUUCAGUCACAGCUAUCAGGAAAGAACCCUCUUGACAAAAUGCAGCCUUUUUCCAUCCCUCAAAGACACAGACCUUGUUACUUCCUCAGAAGCCCUGAAACAGGGAAAAUUGCAGAGCUGUGGCAACGUGGUGAAGCAGAAACCGAGCUAUGUUAACUUGUAUAGCAUUUCGCAUGAACACUCCAAGGACAGAAAGCCAUUUGAGGUGGUGGCAGAGAGACCUGUAUCCUAUGUGCAGACCUACACUGCAGUGGAUCUCCGUACAGACUCGCUGGAUGGGCCGCAGUCGAGCCCUGGACUUCCCACUUCAGACCCCAAAGCUGCUUUUGAGGCCCAUGUCAGAGAAAAAUUCAAUCGGAUGGUCGAGGCCGUGGACAGGACCAUCGAGAAAAGAAUCGAUAAACUCACCAAAGAGUUGGCCCAGAAAACUGCCGAACUGUUGGAAGUUCGAGCAGCUUUUGUCCAGCUGACUCAGAAAAAGCAAGAAGUUCAGAGGCGAGAGAGGGCCCUAAAUAGGCAGGUGGAUGUGGCCGUGGAGAUGAUUGCAGGGCUGAGGCAGCGCCUGACAGAAUCCGAGGAGGAGCUUCUCAGGAAAGAAGAAGAAGUUGUUACAUUCAACCAUUUCCUCGAAGCGGCAGCUGAGAAGGAGGUUCAAGGGAAAGCUCGGCUCCAGGACUUUAUUGAGAAUCUCUUGCAACGGGUAGAAUUGGCGGAAAAGCAAUUAGAGUACUAUCAAAGCCAGCAGGCUGCUGGCCUCUGCCAAGAUGUCAGUGAGCAUGUGCUUACAGAUAUCUCCUCAAACAGGAAAUCCAAAUGCCUAAGCCGAGGGCACCUGCAUUCAGUGUGUAACCACCCCGAUCUCAAGACCCAUUUUCAUCAAAAGGGAAGGAGCUACCUGAAAAAAGCCAAGGAUGACAGAGCCAGCAUGCAGCCUGCUAAAUCCAGUCAUGAGCAGGCCGAGUCCCCAAGAGAACUCUGCAGACUACCGAAGAAGGGGGAGCCUCUGGGGUUUAGUCGGAAAGGCAACAUCAGGCCCAAAAUGGCCAAAAAAAAAGCCAACAGCGCUCGUGAACAUCAUCUAAAAGGGUGGGAGGCUCUGGACUACCAUUGCCGGGCUUUGGGGAAUGUUGUUCUGGGGGCCGACAGUAAUGUCCUUUUGGACAUAUCCCGUAGUAAGACACAGUGGGAAAGCGAGGGGUAUAACACAUUUAUUUCCUGUCCAUAUAAGCACGUGGACUAACUGUAAUUUAACAAACUGGAAUCUCGGUGAACCAGAAUUUUACUACAGGCCCCUUAUAGAACCAAGAAGCAAAUUACAGAAAGAAUUUAAAAAAAUGAAAGGAGUCUUGUCCCAAAAUUUUAGUAAAACAAAGCUCCAAUUUCUAAAAUAGUUAGCCCAGUCUCCAGUAGCUUCCAUAUCUUGUGUUCUAAGCAGUGGUGAUUGAUUCUCAGACCCAAGGCCACACAAGAUGCCAGGCACUGAAAAAAAAUUCAUCCGUGCUCACUGCUCUCUAAACUGUGGCACAAGGAACGGGAAUAUAAAGUUCUCUUCAUUGCAGGGAAAUAAAAUUAUUUCUGUUUGUUUUUAACCUUCCGCUCAACUAAUUUGAAAUCUUCCAAAAUAAGGAUUCCUGUUUCCCCAAGUAUUCUGGUUAGUCAAGAUUUCAAUGUUUGGGUUACUUCGGGGACUCGUUUAGUUAGACUUCAGUUCUCAUUUUGAUGGACUGUUUUCCAGUUUGUUUGAUUCAGGUUUUUUGUUGCCCUGGGCGCAUGUUUACUUGGGUUUUAGUGCACUUCUGCUCACGUCUCUGGUUGGAUUUUCUGCACCCUUAAGGUCGUGCCGCCAGUCUCUACCUUAAUAGCUGUGUCUAUGGUUCUGGUUGCAGAGGGCCAAAAAACCCUUUUGAUCAGCACCCAUCAGGAGUUCAGGGUCUGAAUGGUUGGAUGCCAGCGGAUAACAUGUAGUGCAUCAGUGCAUCGUGAGCCAGCCUGGAGACACCGCAACCCUUUCCCAAGACCUUACCUGGCAGUGUCAGCAGCCUCUUUGUUGGCUGUAGGCAUGAAUUUCUCCUUGCUGGACUAACGUUUUCACCUCCUGCUGCUCCUGUGCCCUUUUAUGACUAAAAUAUACAUUCUUACCUUUCAGCCAGGUAUCCGAAGUGUACAUAGUACACUGCUUUCUAAAGUAGUUUCUGACUUAAACUGUGCACGUGGGAUCCAGAAUCUGAGACUGUCUUCCUCUUCAUCCUUAAAAUGGCCUUUGUUUCCACAAAGAACCAUCUGUUAAGAAGCUCCUGCUUUAUGAUUUUCUUCAAGAAAAUCCAUGUUACUUUUUUAAAAAGUUAUCAUUAGCAUCGAGUCUCCUGCAGAGUUUACAAGUGCUGGCAUCCUUCUGGAAAUAAGAGUAAUUACAUCCACAAAUAUAUACAUAUAUACAUAUAUCUAUAACAUAUACAAUAUAUAUGUCAAGUAUAUUAAUAAUUUAUUUUUAAAUACUCAUGGAAAAGGUGUGUGUGGUGGGUGGUUUUUAAGCUAUCUGUGUUAGUUGAUAUAAAUUGAAUUCUAUAAUUUUAAAAAUUAAAACUGUAACCUAAUUAGUAGAAUUAUGAUUGUUAUUGCAAUAAAUGUCAGAUUAGCAGUUUAUUAAAAAUAGGUAAUAAAGCAAUUACUUAAAAAUGCCA